Molecule: messenger RNA, 793 nt
Organism: Cyphomyrmex costatus
Lineage: Eukaryota; Metazoa; Arthropoda; Insecta; Hymenoptera; Formicidae
Product: transmembrane protein 147
Exons: 4
Coding region: 69-758 (229 amino acids)
Source: RefSeq, a predicted model, not a curated record
UGUAGUUUCACAUUGUAAUUUAUUCAUUUCUUAAAUAAUAUCACAAAUUAAUUAAAUAUCACUGAAAAAUGACGCUAUAUCACUUCGGAAAUUGUUUGGCAUUGGUAUAUGUACCAUACUAUUUAACUUACAAAUAUUCUGGCUUAUCGGAGUAUGGUGCCUUCUGGAAAUGCAAUCAAGCCGGUGGUAUUUACAUAUUCACACAACUCGUAAAAAUGCUGGCACUUGCAACAUUUUUUCCAACCGCUGACAAUGUAGGAGAUGACUGUUUUGAUAUCUUUGGAGAAUUUUUAAAGUCAUCCAUUGAUCUGGCAGACUUGGUAGGAAUUUUGUUAGUACUAAAUAGUAUACCUGGCAAAGGUCAUGCCAAGGUAUUAACUGCUGGUAUAGGUUGGGCAGGAGCUGAAGUGCUGCUUACAAGAUUCUUGUUGCUCUGGGUUGGAGCACGUGGUGCUGAGUUUGAUUGGAAAUACAUUCAAAAGAGUCUUGAAUCAAAUAUCAAUUUGGUGCAGCACAUAACAACCGCAACAUUGGUUUGGUUGUGGUCUAGACAUGAUUUACGUCGUAGUUUAGUUCCUAUAGUAGUUAGUAUGCUUAUACUUAUAGUAUACAGGCCACUCAUACUAGACAUUCUUUCAUCCUUUUUAUUAGCUGGUCCAUGGUCAACACUUAUUAUUAAAGCGAUCACUACCUUUUUCAUCGGCGCAACAACGUUGCAUAUUUACGCAGGUCUUGCGCAUUCAAUUGGAAUUUUCUAAAUAAUAUAUGUACAUAUAUUUAUUGUGACGUGCGG